AUGGAUCAGGAGCAGAAGAGGCGUUCGUGCAGCUCCGCCUCAAACUCAAUAAUUAUGCGGAAUGGUGCAUUCUCCCCGGUGACUGUGGCCUCCGCUCAUGGAUCGACCUUUUCCACACGCCAGCGCUCCGUAUCCGGCGCCUCGCGACUGGCUCAGGUCACGGAACCCGAUCAUGAUGAGAACGGGCGCGAUGCCGACCACAUCCCUACGCCGUUGCCGAUCCUACCCGCCCCACAACCCCAGAUCUAUAGCCAAACAAGUGAAGUUCAAUACAAUCAUUAUGAAGGAGGCCAUGAUACCACGGAGGAAGUUGAGCGACCAGCUUCAGCUGCAUCGGGUGAUACCUUCCACCAGGCCCGCACGUUGUUUAAUGACUUCGAUGGUGUUCAUUUCAAUCCUUUGGAACGCGCGGAAAGCGGACGGCGUUUCUCGCUGAUCCAGCCUCCCCUUGCAAGCAAGCCGGAAUCGUACAAGGUCCCGCAGUCGGGGGAACAAAUGGUUUAUUACCCAGCGCCUGUCCCUCGCAUAUUAAAUCUACCACCGAAGCUGUCGCACAAGCCCAUUACGGACCGUGAAAGGCGUCGUACCCAGCUUAUGCACUCGAUUGCCGCCGACGACAAAUUGGCAGAGCAAACAGCGACCAAAGACGGCCAGAAAGACAAACAUCAAUCGACCGUUCCCCAGCAACUCCGCGCAAGCGUGUUUUUCGAUCCACCAAGUGCCCCUCUUGAUAUCCAAGUUAAACAAGACUCUGCCGUCGCGACACUCGAUAGCAUUCUCGACGCUUCGACAUAUGCCCCGGUCUCGGCCUUCACAGACCACCCUUUUGCUGGCCAGAUCGGCUCCCAUGUGUAUGGGAAUGCAAAGCGCAAGACCCUGUUAAAGAUUCCCCCUGGUCAAAAGUCAGACCGCAACUCUCAAUACCUGAUGGGUCAACCGCAGAGCAAAGAGAGCGAGGAGGGCUCGGCUCAAGCAGAAGUUGGAGAACAUCAACAACCUGGUGACCACACCCACGACCACGACCACGACCACGAACGAUCGCAUGAUGGUCGGUCUGGCAAUGGCUCCGAAACUGAGAGUGGCUCAUCCUCUCCAGAAAGUGGCGAAGACUCGGAGGAAGACUCGGAGGAUGAUUAUGUCGGGCCACCAAACACGCUUCUCGCGGAAUUGCAGUUGCGGAAACAAGAGUUGAAACAGCGGACUCGCUCAGCCGUUCCUACAGCUUCGCAAGCCCAGGGUAUGGGUGCUACGCUGUUGGAGAUGGAUGAGAUGGCCCAAAAGCAAAGUGACAAGAGACGCAGGCGGCCGGUCACUCUUGCAUGGGAUCCUAACAAUCAUGCCGAUGACGACGAUGUCCCCCUGGCAAUGCUGUAUCCAGAUAAGGUCAAUGUGGACGACGAGAACCGACCUGUUGGAUUGAUGGCGAAGCAUGAGAUUGAAGAAAAUGAACCCUUGAGUACUCGUCGUGCUCGCCUUCGGGGAGAACCAGCCCCAGAGAAACGGCCCGUUACUGUCUACUCCACGAUGGAAGUUACGUCGGAGAAGCCGAAGUCCGAACCCGAGGACGAGAGUGACAACGAGGCCGAAACUCUAGCUGAGCGGUUAAGACGCUUGAAGGGACAGAACACCGAGGAUAGUGAGUUCACUAGUGGUCUCAUGGCCGAGUUUGAUACCCGAGCUGGAAACGCGCCUAAGGAGGAAUCGAAACCCAGCGAGCCAGCACCGGAACAAGAGGAAACCCUUGCGCAAAGACGCGCUCGUUUGCAAAGAGAAAACAAUACGCAGCGCGGAGAUGUUAGGAAUAUCCAAAUGCGACGAAGCAUGGCUGCUCUCCCACAAUCUCGUCCUGCGUAUGUCGCGCGCCAGUCGUCAUACGAUGUCUUCCCUCAACAACAGGGCGUGAGGCCCCAGCUUGGACACCGUUCUUCGAUGUAUUCGUUGCCCGUCAAUAUGGCAUCCCAGGGAAUGACAGGAUAUCCCAUGGGUCAAUCUACUGGGUAUGGAAUGCCUUAUCCACCCCCCUACCCCUACAACAACAUGGCCUACCCCAGCACCUGCGGUCCAACCUUGCGACAGCCCCUUGAGGCUGCACAGCAAGAUGUUAUUGAUCGCUGGAGGCAGAGUAUUCGCUAUGGCUGA
Messenger RNA from Penicillium manginii, 2139 nucleotides. RefSeq lists its product as uncharacterized. The transcript has a single exon. NCBI's taxonomy places the organism in Eukaryota, Fungi, Ascomycota, Eurotiomycetes, Eurotiales, Aspergillaceae. The record is from RefSeq and is a predicted model, not a curated record. The coding region runs from base 1 to 2139 and encodes 712 amino acids.